Molecule: messenger RNA, 1897 nt
Organism: Ictalurus punctatus (channel catfish)
Lineage: Eukaryota; Metazoa; Chordata; Actinopteri; Siluriformes; Ictaluridae
Product: N-lysine methyltransferase KMT5A-like
Exons: 5
Coding region: 945-1706 (253 amino acids)
Molecular function (GO): protein binding
Source: RefSeq, a predicted model, not a curated record
GAUGACAGUGUUCGCACACCGACACAGUACCAGGCCAUUUUGGCGGUAGCCAGGAACGACUUCCUGAAAAUCUUUCGGAAGCUCGUCUCAAGCGCACAGGUCCUCUCAACAGAGCAGACCAGCUAUCGCCGCUACUGCACGGCACUUUUGGUGUUACGUCACUUUCAGUGCCCGGCAGCUGUGCAAGGCCUGACAGUAAGUGCAUCUAUUUUAACGGUCUAAAUGACAUUUUUCUCUUAAAAAUAUGCUGUGGUGGUUAUUUACAAAUGUGUUCAUUAACAAAUUCUGCCUUUCCAUUGUUUUUCAGGUGUCAGAGUGGGUCAACAGGAAGGAAGUUGACGACAGGGUGGUGAUCGGCUUCGGCCGAAAUGAAACGAUGCAGCCAGCUGCCUGUUUUGCCUUGACAAAGGAGGAGGAAGCUUGGUUGCAGGCAUAUUACUCGCACAUCCGGCCAAGAGUGAUCAGGAGUGACCUGAACUGUGACAGGUUCUUCCUUUCGUCAGCUGGCACUGCUUUGCUCACAGUUUCGAAUGACCUCGGUGUGCUCCACAAAGCUUAUGAAAAAAGCUGGAGUAUGGGAACACUCGAAAACUUUUUAAGAGCCACCAGUCGUCAGGCGAGAGGUGCUUUAGAGAUAGCGGCGGCUAACCUGACGGACACGGAGAAGGAGGCCGUGUCCUCUUACCUGGCCUACAACACUGCUGUGGCAAAACUGCGCAGAGUACCUACGCCACAGACUGUAGUGGCCACGGCUACACUGCUGGACUCCUUGGCAGGGUAGGGUUCUUCCUCUUAAACAGACACGAAACAUCACAAUUGCAUGUAUUUGUUGUUCACCUAAUUUCUAAUAUGUUAACACAUACCUUCUUUCCUCUUACAGCACUGACACCGACCGGUUUUCCGGUCCAUCGGGCACGAAGUCUUUGGACUUUGCAGACUUUUUAAUGAAGUUUCCGGCAUCGGCAGACAGCAAAGCACCCACCAAACUGGACAGGUUAAAGGCAGGGUUUCCGGGCGAUCGUGUCUUCUACGACAAGUGGCGUGCCGCCCAAAAGGCCAAAAGAAUGGAACGGCUGCUGAAGGCCUUUACCCGAAAACCCCAAGAAAGCACGGUGAAAUACGGGAUUCUGAAGGAAGGGUGGAAGAACAACUGUCCAAAGCCAGCGGACGUUUUGGCGGCUUGGAAACCAGCCACCAAACUUGUCAUUGAGACUGAUGAGGACCUCCGCCGGAACGUGUCUCAGCAGACGUGGAAAGGCCUGGCGAUCAAAGAUUUUGGUGGAGAGAAAGGGCUAGGAGUUGUUGCAACCCAACCCUUUUCCAAGGGUGACAUCGUGUGUGAUUACCAUGGGAAGGUAAUCACUUAUGCCCAGGGAAGAGUCAUGAUGCAGCUUCUACAGGAUGAAGCAGGGUACCUGUUUUUCUUCAGGACCGGCCAGAGGCAUCUCUGCAUCGACGCCCAGACUUUUCCAUGUGAAUGCCACCCCUGUGCAGACACUGUGGGCAGAAGACUCAAGCAUUCAUCCGAGCAAGCCAACCUGUGUCCAGAACCUUUCGUUUUGAAGGUGAAUGGACAGGACGUGGAUGUCAUCCUCUUCAGGGCCCUGCGGAACAUCAGUGUGGACACUGAACUGAAGUUUGACUACGGGGUGAAAAGGAAGUCCUUCCGAGGAGAGGGCCAGGAUCUGCAAUGGCUUGAUGAGUGAUGUUGCUCAUCUGCUGAUGUGCUAUGCUAGUCAAACGGGGUUCAGAUCCCUAUGUUGUAAAUUAUGUCAAUAUUUGAAAAGCCUAAUUCUGUGUAGACAGAAUUAGAUUCUUAAUUAGAUUCUUAUUACUUAGAAUUUAAUUUUUUCCAUCCACUUUUUGCAAAAUAAAAAUGUGACUAGAGUAUGUGUUU